Molecule: messenger RNA, 1492 nt
Organism: Galendromus occidentalis (western predatory mite)
Lineage: Eukaryota; Metazoa; Arthropoda; Arachnida; Mesostigmata; Phytoseiidae
Gene: Achl
Product: La ribonucleoprotein translational regulator Achilles
Exons: 2
Coding region: 340-1344 (334 amino acids)
Biological process (GO): RNA processing
Cellular component (GO): nucleus; ribonucleoprotein complex
Molecular function (GO): mRNA binding
Source: RefSeq, a predicted model, not a curated record
GUUUUUUUUCGGGUUUUACUACGUGAAGGUUUCGCUCGCCCGAAAUCGAUGGUCAGACUCGGGGAGCUCGACGCUGUUCAGAUCGAAUAACAUCCGGGCCCAGAUCUUGAACCCGAGCUAGGUGGAGUUCUCGGUGAACCUACCUCGUGGUGGGACAUGUCAAAACAGAGGUCUCUAGACGCGGCCUCUACACUACGCGGGUAUUUCACUGGCAGUCGGCCGCUCGGCGUUACAUCAGCGCGGAGAGCGAGGCUUUCCACUUAUUCCCUCGCCUCGCGGUCGCUAUAAAAGAACGGAGAGCGCACGUGUAGUUUACUAGCUGCCCAGCUUUGGAUUACAAUGGUGAACUGUCAGGAAACUCUCCUGAGCUCGAGUCCGGGCAAGGACUCGGGUUUCGAGAGUGCCGAAGACUUUGAGCUCCUGCCUCUGAGCUCCGAACAGCUGCUCAAGAUCCGGGAACAGGUGGAGUUCUACCUGUCUGAUGGAGUUGUCACCAAGGAUCAGUUCCUUCUCAAGCAUGUGACCAAAUCGAAGGAGGGAUGGUUGUCGCUCAAACUCAUGUCAUCGUUCCGGAAAGUCAAGUCCUUGUGCAAAGGGUACGACUGGCACGUCGUCGCGGAUGCCCUAAGAAAUUCGGAGCUGCUCGAGGUAAAUUCCGAAGGCUCGAAGGUGCGCCGGAAAAUCGCGAUCCCCGUCGAAGAUGAGACCAGGCCCGCCAGAACGAUCGUUGCCUACGCUGAGAAUCGCGUCCCGAAUUUCGAUUCGAUCCACGAGACUUUUGGCGAAUGCGGCGCAUUCGUCAACGUCAAGCUCGUGAAACCUGGGGAACAAGUCGACGAAGCGAUGAAAAAAGUCUUCGGCCGCUACCCAAAGUGCCGGCAGCUCACCUGUGCUGUGAUAGAAUUCGAUAAGAGCGGUUCGGCGACAAAGGCUCUGGGAGUCGCGACCGAGUACGAAGUGCUGCUGCUCCGAGAUUGUUUCAAAGCGGUCACCAAAGUCGAGAAAAUCGUCAACCGGGAACGACGCACAUUCUCCGAUUCCGAGGUGCAGAAACGACGGCCUGCGAAAUCAGUCCCAACGACGUUGCUCUCGUGGAGAGAUCGAUCACAACCGGUGGAGCUGAAGACGCGAACCCAGUCCUUCAGCCACGAUCAGAGAGAACCGAAACGCAGAGUUGCACCAGAACUGAAAAUUAGCGAUGAGCUCAAAUCCACGGAGCCCAGACCAAGGAGAUUCACCAUAAGUGAGACCAACGUUGUCCGAAACUCGGUCUGCGCGAUUCGACAACCGCGAGGUCCUGGUGGAACUCGAGGUUUCGCUGCUGGUAGCAUGACUCCAGCUUGAAGUAGAUUGUUGUUUUCUCAGAAUACCUAUUCCUAGCUAUAAUUUAUUCAAUGUUCACAAUUCAUUGAGAACUGCCCACUGAGUGCCGUCAUGCAAAUAAUAUACGUUUGUACAUAAUAAAGGAAAUUUUCUUCUCGAGGAAAAAAAA